GAACCAGGGACAGAGGGAGAACAGUACAGGAAGUAAAGUAAUAAGCAGACAAGUGAGAGAGUGAGGCUUUUGGAAUCAAAAGGGGAGAGAUUUUCUUUCAAACUCUUCAAUUCCCAAAAUUCUAAAGAUCACGGCGAAUAUAUUGUUGUUGGUGGUAUUAAUUCUCACCAUGCACGACCAAAUUUAUAUGAACAGACAAACAACACCAGAACCUAGUUGGGAAAGAAAAUCGGUUUCAUCUCUUCAUAUUUCAAAGAACCAAGCAAGAAUGUUUGGUGAUUGCCAAGUUAUGUCAAACAUGGGAGGGAAUGUAGUCUCCUCCGAUACCAUCUAUUCGUUGCCGAUCGAAAACCCUAGCUUCAACUUCAUGUCAAGCAUGCCUUUCCACACUCUCUCCCCCAUUAUCUCUAAAGAAGAAAAUGGGCUAGUUAUGCCAGGCAAGGAGGAAGUGGAAAGUGGGUCUGGCUGUGAACAACUUGAAGAGAAGUCAGGGAAUGAGGAAGAGAGCAGCGAGCGACCACCAAAGAAGAAACGUUACCAUAGGCACACUGCACGCCAGAUCCAAGAACUGGAAGCCAUGUUUAAGGAAUGCCCACACCCAGAUGACAAACAAAGAAUGAGACUCAGCCAUGAACUUGGUCUAAAACCACGUCAAGUCAAGUUUUGGUUCCAAAACCGCCGUACGCAAAUGAAGGCACAACAAGACCGAUCGGAUAAUAAUAUACUCAGGGCAGAAAAUGAGAGCUUGCAGAAUGACAAUUACAGGCUACAAGCGGAGUUACGAAAUCUUAUGUGUCCCGAUUGUGGAGGUCAAGCCAUGCUUGGAGAAAUUCCCUUCGAGGAGCUUCGACUUGAACAUGCAAGACUUGUAGAAGAGUUGGAGCGCGUUUGUUGUUUUGCUUCAAGAUAUGGCGGCCGGCCAAUCCACUCAAUGGUACCGGCUCCUGCUUUUGUCCCCCCUUCCUUGGAUUUGGAUAUGAGCAUAUACUCAAGGCCGUUUCCGGAGUCUUUGGGCACUUGCACUGAUAUGAUGCCUAUGCCUAUGUUGCCAGAACCAUCUUCCUUUCCUGAGGCUGGUAUAGUAUUAAUGGAGGAGGGAGAAGGUGGUCUUGCAAUGGGGCUUGCAUUGUCGUCCAUGGAUGAACUUGUGAAGAUGUGUCAUGCAAAUGAGCCUCUUUGGAUCACCAACAAUAAGAAUGGAAAGGAAGUGCUUAAUCUAGAAGAGCAUGCGAGAAUGUUUCCAUGGCCUUACAAUAUCAAACAGAACUCAAAUGACAUGAGGACUGAAGCUACUCGUGAUUGUGCUGUGGUUAUAAUGAAUAGCAUUAACUUGGUUGAUGCUUUCCUGGAUGCUAAUAAAUGGAUGGAUCUGUUUCCCACCAUUGUUGCUAGAGCAAAAACUGUUCGAGGUAUAAAAACAGGCGUUUGCGGUGCAAGCGGUUCCCUUCACCUGAUGUAUGCAGAAUUGCAAGUUCUUUCCCCAUUGGUGCCAACUCGAGAAACAUAUUUUCUUCGCUUUUGCCAACAAAAUGUAGAGGAGGGAACUUGGGCUAUUGUCGAUUUCCCCCUCGAUAGCUUCCACGACAACAUCCGACCUUCCUUUCCCCUGUAUAGGAGACGUCCGUCCGGCUGUGUAAUUCAAGACUUGCCCAAUGGGUACUCAAGGUUGACAUGGAUAGAACAUGCAGAGAUAGAGGAUAAGCCUGUCCAUCAGAUAUUUAGCCAGUAUGUCUAUAGUGGGAUGGCAUUUGGAGCACAUCGCUGGUUAACAGUCUUACAGAGACAAUGCGAGAGGGUUGCUAGUCUCAUGGCUAGAAAUAUCUCUGACCUAGGAGUAAUACCCUCUCCUGAAGCACGGAAGAACAUGAUGAGACUGGCUCAAAGAAUGAUCAGAACUUUUAGCCUGAAUAUCAGCACUUCUAGUGGCCAAUCAUGGACAGCUUUACCCGAUUCCCAUGAUGGCACUGUUAGAAUUAUCUCAAGGGAAAUCACGGAGCCUGGCCAGCCUAAUGGGGUCAUUCUCUCUGCAGUAUCCACGACUUGGUUGCCCUAUCAUCACUUCCUAGUCUUUGAUCUGUUGAGGGAUGAACAUCGCAGAUCUCAGCUGGAAGUUCUUUCCAAUGGGAAUGCCUUGCAUGAGGUUGCUCACAUUGCCAACGGCUCUCAUCCAGGAAACUGUAUCUCUCUUCUUCGCAUCAACGUCGCCAGCAACUCAUCACAGCAUGUAGAUCUCAUGCUACAAGAGAGUUGCACUGAUCAAUCCGGCGGCCUUGUUGUGUUCACCACCGUGGACGUUGAGUCAAUUCAGCUCGCAAUGAGCGGCGAGGAUCCAUCCUGCAUUCCUCUACUUCCACUAGGUUUUGUCAUAGUCCCAGUAGAAUCCAGCAGUAGCAAUGUCAGUGAAGGCAAUUCAGUGCAAUCUAAUUCUGAGGAUGGAAAUGGAAAUGGACAUAACAACUCAGGCUGCCUACUGACUGUGGGUCUCCAAGCCCUUGCAAGCACUAUUUCAUCUGCAAAGCUCAAUAUCUCCAGUGUCACUGCGAUAAACAACCAUUUGUGCAACACAGUGAACCAAAUCACUGUUGCUCUUAGCAACACCGCCACCACCACUAGCAGCUGCCUUGAUAACGGCAAUGCUGUAGGGUCUUGCAAUGAGCCUACAGCUGCACCCAAACAAGUUUAGGGUUUUCGCCGUGCAAAUUACCUUGAUUCUCCCCUCUUCUAUCUCUCUCCCAGAGACACUACUUGUGCAUUUUGGUGGUUACAACAUUGGACAUUGGACAUUUGACAGAGUGACUGAGGGAUCAUUUUUCGCUAAUCCCUUUCUAUUGGGUUUGUAGAGGGGAGAUUUCAGGUAAUUAGUAGGAAAGUAAAGGCUAGGAUUGCAAAUAAGUUACCAUUACUGUAAUGCUAGUAGAAGUAGUGGUAGUUCGGUAAACAAGAGACUGCGAAGCUAAUUCGGUCAGUGGGGUAGAUUUUCGGUAAAUGGGAGAUGAGAGGAUGGUUGUGCCAUAAAUGGCAGAGAUAUUGGGCUGUGUAGAAUAGAGGGAUGAUAGAGGGGAGUCAAGAGCGCACCAAGAUGUGACCUUUGCUUCCUGGUAAGGCCUUUCUCAGUGUAUUAUUGUUAUGAAGAUGGGGCCUCACCAGUCAGCAAGGGUGGUGGUUCGGGUAUUGACUCCCGCUUGCCGGUCUAAAUUUUAUGCUGUUUCGAAUUUAAUGCCACUGAAUGAAUUGUUUUUCUU
Molecule: messenger RNA, 3242 nt
Organism: Populus euphratica (Euphrates poplar)
Lineage: Eukaryota; Viridiplantae; Streptophyta; Magnoliopsida; Malpighiales; Salicaceae
Product: homeobox-leucine zipper protein HDG5-like
Exons: 12
Coding region: 170-2683 (837 amino acids)
Biological process (GO): regulation of DNA-templated transcription
Molecular function (GO): lipid binding; DNA binding; DNA-binding transcription factor activity, RNA polymerase II-specific
Source: RefSeq, a predicted model, not a curated record